AUGGAGACCACCUCUAGCCGACAGAGCGACUCCCGGCAUCGCGACCACGACCGAAAACGUCAUCGCGAACGCGAAGAUGAUGAUAGCGAACGACGUCAUAGACGGCGCGAGAACGAGGACCGUGAUCGGUCAGGAGACAGGAACAAGCCACAUCGUGAAGGUGAUUCUGAGGAUAGGCAUCAUAGGCGGCAUCACCAUCGCUCAUCAUCAUCGAGGCAUGAUAGGGACCGUGAUCAUGACCGCCAUAGACAUCAUAGCAGUAGCAAUAGAUCGCGGCACUCACAUCAUGAUGAAGAUAGUUCCCGAAGACGGGAAAAACGGAAGAGAGACGAUAAACCCGGCGAUAUACCUGAGGAAGAGAUAUUAGAAGGCGAAGGCUUAUGGGUAGAAAAGGAAGCCGGCGGCGAGGAACCUGUCGAGAAAGGUUUACCAACGCCGAAAUUAGACUCGCCGGCCUUAAAACGAGAUUCGUGGAUGGAAGAAUCUGGCAUAGACGUCGAAUACUUGCAGCGAGGAGCCAAGAAGCCAAAAGAUACCUCGACUACGGUGAAGCAAACAGUUAAAGACUACCAGCUAAAAGCCUCCUCCAAGGAAUUGAAUACAUUUCUUCGAGAAGGCAUUUCAAUGGACGAUUAUGAACCGCCCAAGCCAACCGGGCCCUCGUUUACAUUCGGUGAUGGUGGCUCCCAGUGGCGGAUGAGAAAGCUCAAAAAUGUCUAUGCGAGAGCAGAGGAGGAGAAACGCAGUGCCGACAGUGUCGGGGUCGAAGUCUUCGGAGAUCUCCAAAGCUUUGACGAGGUCCGAGAGGAAAGAAUUGAACUCGACCGACGGGAGACAUAUGGCAAGGACCGAAAAGAUUCUAAAGAGCAUCCCACUGGUGACCUGUACGCCCAGCGCAACUUGGGAAAGGCCAGGCUACGGAGUCCAUCGCCAAAACCACCGCAAGUUAUCAAAGCUUCAGAUCAACCAGUCCAAAAUAUCACUAAAAUCAUUGAUCAAUCGGCCCUAAACAAGCUGCGAGCCAGUUUGCUCAAGGCACAGCUACGGGGUGAUUCAAAAGCCGCGGAACUCGAGGCAAAAUAUAAUUCGGCCCUUGCCGCAUUUGCUAACCAAAAGCAGUCCGAUGUGGUAGUAUUGUCUGCAAUGGACUCCCGGCUACUUGCCGGUGGAGGCAAGAGCAGUGAAGCCAAGGAAAUCACUAGUGGUAGGAGAAAGGGUAAGAUGGAGGCGAAUGAGGAUAUAACCUUGGACGAUAUGGUAAGGGAGGAAAAGAGAACGAGAGGGCACACAAACGAGGGUCGUAUCGCUGCCGAAAGGAUAGCGAAAGAUGUUAAAUUUGAUGACGAUCUUGAGUACAUGGAUGAGAAUGCGAACAAGCUCGCAAGCCGGAUCCAGAAAAGCGAGAUUGAUAUCAAGAAUAUGGCUAUCAACGAUUUCAAACGCCAGCAGCGUAUUCUAGACAACUGCCCAUUAUGCUCACAAGAGAACAGACAGCCGAUCGCGCCAGUUAUAUCUCUCGGUACGCGGGUGUUCUUAACACUACCAACUGAGCCAGAGCUGUCCCCGGGAGGUGCAACAAUAGUCCCAAUCCAGCACCGUACGAAUACUCUAGAAUGCGACGAUGAUGAGUGGGAAGAGAUCCGGAACUUCAUGAAAUGUCUUAUUAGGAUGUACCAUGAUCAAGGACAAGAUGUCAUAUUCUACGAAAAUGCAGCAUCCCCACACCGUAAACGACAUGCUGCGAUUGAAGUUAUCCCCCUUCCACUCGAACAAGGCGAACUGGCCCCAGCGUUUUUUAAAGAAGCGUUUCUGUCCAGUGAUGAAGAGUGGUCCCAGCAUAAAAAAGUCAUUGAUACUGCAUCCUUAUCCCGAAAAGGUUUAGGAAAGCAAGCGUUCCGAAGAUCCAUGGUGAAAGAAGCGCCAUAUUUUCACGUAUGGUUUGAAAUUGAUGGAGGCAUGGGGCAUAUCGUGGAAAACGAGAACAAGUGGCCAAAGGGUGAUCUAUUCGCCCGAGAAAUCAUCGGGGGGAUGCUGGAUUGCGAGCCCGAUGUCAUCAAAAGGCAGGGGAGAUGGAGUAGAGGCAAAGACCGAAGGGAAGACGAAUUCCGAAAACUUUGGAAACAGUUCGACUGGACGAGAGUUUUGUUGGACAGUUAG
Messenger RNA from Orbilia oligospora ATCC 24927, 2157 nucleotides. RefSeq lists its product as uncharacterized. The record is from RefSeq and is a predicted model, not a curated record. Gene Ontology annotation, biological process: mRNA splicing, via spliceosome. The transcript is spliced from 4 exons. Lineage: Eukaryota; Fungi; Ascomycota; Orbiliomycetes; Orbiliales; Orbiliaceae. Bases 1 to 2157 code for a protein of 718 amino acids. Gene Ontology annotation, cellular component: post-mRNA release spliceosomal complex.